Molecule: messenger RNA, 1983 nt
Organism: Darwinula stevensoni
Lineage: Eukaryota; Metazoa; Arthropoda; Ostracoda; Podocopida; Darwinulidae
Source: the annotation of a GenBank genome assembly
CCCGACUCCGAGCCGAGAGCCAAGUUUCUUUCUUCCCCUUUGCUAGUUUGUUUAGCGAACUCAUUCGAAGCCCUUCCGCGAGUCCGCACGCGAGUCCACAUCCCGCCACAUUCCGCCCCCUCUCGGCAGAUGGCCCUGGUGCUCCUGCCGUGCGACCUGCCGUCCUGGCAGAGCACCCUGAGGCACCUCCAGGACCUGAAGCACUGCCGGGACACCUCCAACGCCGUGGAACUCAUGAAGAAGAUCUACUCCAUCAGCUGCGUGAGCCUGGACCCGGAGGACAACGAAGCGGAGGAAAUGAACAGCUUCGAAGUCCUGAAGCGAUACCUCAAGUCCCUGCCGGGCGAGGAGGAGCGGCGGUUCGUGGAGCGGAUCCUCCCGGCCAUGGCCGAGCACGCCCUCAGGCUCAAGGAGCGGAAGCCCCCGUUUGGACUCCGGUACAGCCUGCAGCAGCACGAUGAGAGCAUCGAGGUGGACCGCCGAUUCCUGGUCUCCAUCCUGGCGGCGUGCUUCUUCUCGUGCUUCCCGAAGCGGACCCCCAAGACCCAUCCGACCCUGCAGGACUGCAACUUCGCCCCGUUCUUCAGGCAUCUGGACUGUUCAUUCCAGCAGGUGAAGCUGCGGUGCGUCCUGGCGCUUUUCGACGACAUCUGCUUCAGAGAGCCGCCCGGCGUCCACCCGCAGGUGAUGCCGGUCCGAGAGCAUCUGAGCAUCGAGGACUGGGAGUCGAGCGGCGACGCCCUCUGCCCUCUGAUCGUCCGAAACCAGGGUCAGAUCGAGUCGGCCGAGAGCAUCGCGGUGCAGACGGUCUUCGGCAGCCCUGGCAUCGGGGGCAGGGUGCUCUUCGAUGCUGCCAAUCAGGAAUCGACAGCGUUCGUGACUCAGCCGGAGCUGCUGGCCUCGCUGUGCUUCGUGGAGAACCUGGAGGACAACGAGGCCAUGGUCGUGGUGGGGUUCCAGCCCUCCUCCACCAUCUACUGGGAUCCGUACGAGGGGAAGUGGGAGCAGUGCCCCCGGCAGCCCGUCCCUGUGCGUCUGAUGGUCUAUGGUGGGGAGGUGGAGAACGGACGGAGAGGUGGAGAACGGAUGGAGAGAUGGAGAACGGAUGGAGAUUACGAACACCCACAGGCGGACGAAGAAACCCCCCCGCUGCAGCUGUCCAUCAUCGACGCCGAAGACUUCAGCGAAUGCCCCCUGAGCCAAUACGAGGACAUCUGGAUCCUCCGGGAGCUGAACAAGGCGCUGACGGGGUUCCAGCAGUCUCCGGUCGUCCGGCGCCUGCCCCCGAUCGGGCAGAGCCGGUCCAGCUCCCCCGAGACGAAGCCCUCCCCCGAGCCGCCGCCUUGCAUUCUCCUUCCGUCCAGGAACAGCAGGUUAAGUCCCGUUUUGUCCGUUGAGGUUGUUGUUGGAAAGAGUCGGGUUUGUGGGUGGGGAAGCCGGCUGAUAAAAAUGGAGUCGGUUGGAUCCGACAAGGACCGAGAGACCCUGAACGUCCUGCGCCCCUCCGCCAGCACGAGCUCGGGCCUCAGCGAGAGGACGGUCGUGGACAGCGAGGUCACCCUCGGCGACGCGGACCCGGAGGAGGUGGACCGAUCGAGCGAGGAGGACUACGUGUUCACCUUGCCUCGGCCUUGGGACGAAGCCGGGUUCAGCCAGUACGAGACGUGCGGGAGCUCCGACUCCCCCGAGUACGUGAGCGCGCAUGGGAGCUUCGAAGAGGACGAGCCGCCUCGCGAGGACCCGAAGAGAGGGAAGAAGCGGAGGAGGGGGACGUUCGCGGAGCGGCUCGAGGAGGCGCUCUUGAGGGAGGCGGGGGAAGUGGAGCGACCCGAGCCGGUGGAGAAUCCUCAUCGGGUGAAUGGAGACGGCGCGACGCGGAUUAACGGCGUCAUUCGUGGCUUUCCCGAGGUUCGUAUUUCUGUCUCUGGAACCUACCUGAAGCCCGCGAUGGAAUUCCCCUUGGCUGGAUUUCCGGAUCCGUAG